UGUUAAGCACCUUAAAACUGAACACUGCUUAGAUGAUCGCUCUACAGCACAGGCUCGAGUUCAAAUGCAAGUUGUUUCUCAACUCGAAAUGCACCUUCAAAAAGAACGUGACCGGUUACAGGCCAUGAUGCAUCAUCUAUAUUUAACUAAACACUUCGUAAUGCCAGAAGAGUCACAGGUUCAAGAAAACAUUUCACAUAUCCGUUAUAAAAAUGCUAUCAGAUCAGUAUCCACUACACCGGAUUUAAGUCGAAGCAAUAAUAAUAGUAACGAUGAUUCUGAUGGUGCAAAUGAUUUACAAUCUUUCCUAAUGAGUUCAACCAAUAUGAGCGCCACAAGAAAACGUAUAUGUGACAAAAGUCCAUUAGCAUUAGCAGGCGGUCUUCCAUAUAUGCUGGAAAGAGCUGGACUUGACGUGCAACAAGAAAUCCAGCGAAAUCGAGAAUUUUAUAAAAAUGCAGAUGUUCGGCCACCGUUCACAUACGCCUCAUUAAUUAGACAAUCGAUUAUUGAGUCACCCGACAAGCAGUUGACGUUAAAUGAAAUUUAUAAUUGGUUUCAAAAUACAUUUUGUUAUUUUCGGCGAAAUGCUGCUACUUGGAAGGUAUGAUAUACUAAA
Lucilia cuprina (Australian sheep blowfly) is the source of this 619-nucleotide messenger RNA. Its product is annotated as forkhead box protein P1-like. Bases 65 to 610 code for a protein of 181 amino acids. Gene Ontology annotation, cellular component: nucleus. Gene Ontology annotation, biological process: regulation of transcription by RNA polymerase II. NCBI's taxonomy places the organism in Eukaryota, Metazoa, Arthropoda, Insecta, Diptera, Calliphoridae. The record is from RefSeq and is a predicted model, not a curated record. Gene Ontology annotation, molecular function: DNA-binding transcription factor activity, RNA polymerase II-specific; RNA polymerase II cis-regulatory region sequence-specific DNA binding. The transcript is spliced from 6 exons.